AUGACCAGCCUCCUGAUCUGGAAAGCCGGUGCCCUCUUUGGCGCGUCUGCCAUUGCGCUCGGGGCGUUUGGGGCCCAUGGUCUUAAAAACCGCAUUACUGACCCGAGGAAGCUGGCCAACUGGGGAACUGCCGCGCAAUACCAGCUAAUUCACUCCGUCGCCAUGCUUGCUGCCAGCAAUUACCCUGUUGCAGGAAGCCUCUUCGCCACAGGCAUCACCAUGUUCUCGGGCAGUCUCUACCUCCUCGUGCUGGACUCGGAGCGCUUCCGAUACUUGGGACCUGUCACGCCACUUGGUGGGCUCUGCCUGAUCGGCGGCUGGCUUGCUCUGGCCUUUGCCAAGCGCGGGCGGCUGUAA
Molecule: messenger RNA, 357 nt
Organism: Thermochaetoides thermophila DSM 1495
Lineage: Eukaryota; Fungi; Ascomycota; Sordariomycetes; Sordariales; Chaetomiaceae
Exons: 2
Coding region: 1-357 (118 amino acids)
Source: RefSeq, a predicted model, not a curated record